AUGUUGAAGAAAAGUUUCUUUUUAAAACGUGAAAUCAAAGGACUUUUCAUAGAACAUCCAAUCAAAAAUAUUGCAAUACAUGAUAAUAUCUUCUUUUAUUACGAUGUUGAUGGCUAUAUCAAAAUAUUUGAUGCAAUUAAAGACGUAAACGAUACAUUCAACAAACCAUUUACAAUAACUUCUUUUCCCAUUGAUAUUGCGUUAAAUGGAGCUCAUACAUUUGGUGCAGUUUCAUUUAAUGGUGGAAGUAUUGUAAUAUUUGAUUUAAUUGAACGCAAAAUUUGGAAAACAUUAAACAGGGUUACCGGAAAAUCAUUAAAUCACAUACUCUUCCUCAAAGAUGACUGCAUUAUCGCUGUAGAUGAAGCAAAAAAAUUAAUAAAAUUCGUAAUGAAAAACAGUUUCAUUGGAGCAUCAGUUGAAGAAAUUAAGAUAUGCAGUUUCGCAACUACUCCUCUGCAUUUUAUCAUUCCUCCAAUUUUUAAAUCUUCCGAAAAUUACUCUGGCUUGGCCACACAGUCUUCGUGCUUAUCCAGCAAAUACUAUGGAACUGUAGGAAUCUCAUUUCCUUCAAAAUUCAUUCUCGCGCAAGUUCUAAACGAUUUUUCAAUUAUUGUCGAGUUACCCUUCGAAAACUCGAUUCCUGCCUUAUACCUUACUGAUUCUGAGACAUUAUAUGUUGCAUUGGGUACACAGGAUCAAGUCGUUAUCUAUAAAAUCUGCGCAAUUAACUCAAUUAAACCAGAAUUCAUUUGUUUUGAGUCAAUUCAACAGAAACCGAUUUACAUGAGUUUCUUAUCGCAAUCUAUACUUGUUGCUGUCUAUUCUGACCUUACUUGCACCGUAUUUAUGUUUAAUCAAAACAGAAGAUUCGAAUCUUUUAUCGACGUCAAAGGAAAACUCGUUACAACAUCCGAAAACAUAGGUGUCGUAGCUGAUGACGCAAUUUGGACCUUGUAUUUCCAUACUUUUUCUGAUAAAAUGGACCAAUUAAGGUUAAUGCACGAUAUUCGUGGCGCUUUAGCACUUUGCAGGCUUGCAACAAUCGGAGAUGAAACAGCAGGCAUUGAUUUACCAUCAGGAACCGAAAUGCGGAGUUUAAUUAUCGAAAAAGAAUUAUCUCCUCUCUUGGAUGAGGACAUUCGCAACAAAUUAAAGGAGAAUAAGGACAAGGCUGAUGAAUUGAUCACGUAUUUGAUCGAUUUGUCCAGAGAAUUGAACAUGAAUGAAUAUAUGAUUAAUUAUGCGAUGAAAAUCUUCGAAGAAUAUGGUCUAAUGGAGUUGUUUGUUACAAAGAUUGUUGAAAAUGAUCCGAAACAACAAUUUUUCUUUGUUAAUGAAAAAUUUUUUGAUUAUGUCAUAAAAUUUUCCAAAAACAUCGCAAAUGUUGAUGAUUUCAUACUUAGUUUACCCUCAAAAUUUGCAAAUCCAAACAAAAUUUUGGAAUAUUCUUAUGAAAAUAACAAACCUUGGCUUUCUGCAAGAAUUUACGCCUACAAACUCAAUGACUACUUAUCAGCAAUCAAAACUUUGAGUUCCAUUGAUGAUUUCGAGACAAUUUCAAAAAUUUUAUUAUCAAUUUCAAAAAUUUCGAUUUCUCAGAUGUCAGAAAUCAUUUCAUGGCUUUGCUCAUCAUCAAAGGAAAACAGAUUUCCAUUCUUGUUCAAACUAAUAACAAAAGGAAAAGAAGUUGACGAAAUUUUAAGAAAUUUGUCACUUUUUGUGUCAGAAAACAACAUUCCCUUUGAUAUUUCUACAUUUUUAACAGCAAUAUUAUAUGUAUUAAGUUGUUUGAACGUGAAAUCGACUGACAGAUUAUGGAAAGUCUCAGAAGAAAUCAUAUCGAAAAAUAUUGUGAAAAUUCCAACUUUUCUUUUAGAUUUUGUUUUGCGAAACAUAUUCACGAAAGAGUAUGUUGAACCAGACAUGAGAGAAGUAACACUCAUGAGCAUCUUGACAAUGGAUUUAUCUGCAAAAUUCAAAAUGAAUUUGUUACCUUUAAUUUUGAGUUUUCACUUCAAAAAUGCAAAACAAUUUAUUUUGUUAAAUUGCGGGGAUUACGAUGUAAUUUUAAAGAACUAUAUAAUGGAAAGAGAAUCUCCAAUGCCGUAUUUGUUGAAGCAGUCAAGAUUUAAAGACCAAGAAAAUGAAAAUCUUUUAUUGGCAAUUGCAAAAAAUUCUUUGGGAAUUUUGGAAAUUGACAAACAAAAUUUUGUCACUUUUUUGCUGGAAAAUUACCAAAAUUCUUUAGAUUUUAUUUUGGAAAAUAUCGAUGGUUUUCAUGCCCAAGGAUGUUUAAUACAUGAAUUACUUAAAAAAGAUAAAAAAUUGAAGUUUACAAAAAUGGUUAUUGUAAACUAUUCAAUUUACUUAAAUUAUUAUUAUCCUAAUGAAAUCAAGGAAAUAAUAGAAAACUACAGUGAUGUUGACUUUAGUUUAUUAGUCAAUCAUUUAGUUAAACAAAGGAAUUUCGAAUUAGCAAUUAAAAUCUGUUCAAAUCAAGAAAUCAAAAGAAAAUUAAUUGUUACUUUUAUAAGGGAAGAAUUGUAUCAAAUGAAAUUAUCUUCUUUGAUGAUAGCUAUACAUGAAUACAAGGAUGAAUUGGACUUCGCUUCAAGCAGAGCUGUAAUUAGAUCCCUUUCAAUUCCUUUGAUGAAUUUGGCUGAAAAUAAAAAUGAAAAACAGUUGUCACUUUUAUCGAAUGUAAUUGAAUUUACACAUAACAGUUUACAGGAUAAUUUCUCUGUUCCUAACUUUAUUUUUGUUGUUGAGAAGUCGUUGAAUGAAUCUAAAUACUACGACAUGAGAAAAGAACUUGCAAUUUACAUGUCUGGAAUAGAAAGAGAUAUUGAUUGUAAUUCUGAAUUAGUUUCGAAACACAAAGAACUCUGUACAACAUUUAUUAAUGUUGAAUUUAACACUAAUGAUGAAAUUAGUGAAGAAGAAAGAAUUUCUAAAGAAAAUUCUGAAAAAGAAAGGAAACAAAAAGAAGAACAAGAAAAAGAAAGAAUUCGAAAGGAACAAGAAGAAAAAGAACGUUUAGAGAGAGAAAAGAAAUUAGAAGAAGAACGAAUUGCUAAAGAAAAGAAAGAAGAGGAGGAAAGAUUGGCCAAGGCUGAAAAAGAACGUUUAGAAAAAGAAAGAAAAGCAGAAGAAGAAAGGAAACAAAAAGAGAUGGAAGAACAGCAAAGACUUGAACAAGAAAGAAAAGAAAAAGAAGAACAAGAAAAAGAAAGAAUUCGUAAAGAACAAGAAGAAAAAGAACGUUUGGAAAAAGAAAAGAAGUUAGAAGAAGAAAGACUUCUUAAAGAAAAAGAAGAACAAGAGAGAAUUGAACGAGAAAAGAAACAGAAAGAGCUGGAAGAACAGCAACGUUUGGAAAAAGAAAGAAAAUUAGAAGAAGAAAGAAUUGCUAAAGAAAAAGCCGAAAAAGAGAGAAUAGAAAAAGAAGAACAAGAAAAACUUGAGAGAGAAAGAAAAGCAGAAGAAGAAAGGAUACAAAAAGAAAAAGAGGAGGAAUUAGAAAAAGAAAGAAUUCGUCAAGAAAAAGAGAGAAUUGAAAGAGAAAAGAAAGAAGAAGAGGAAAGAUUAGCUAAAGAAAAGAAGGAAAGAGAGGAGCAAGAAAGAAAACAGAAAGAACUUGAAGAGCAGCAGAGAUUAGAAAGAGAAAGAAAAGCAGAAGAAGAACGAAAGAGAAAAGAACAAGAAGAAAAAGAGAGAAUUGAAAGAGAAAAGAAAUUAGAAGAAGAAAGACUUCGUAAAGAAAAAGAAGAACAAGAAAGAAAAGAAAAAGAACGUCUUGAAAAACUUAAGAAAGAAGAGGAAGAAAGAAUUGCAAGAGAAAAGAAAGCUGAAGAAGAAAGAAAACGUAAAGAGUUGGAAGAGCAACAACGUUUAGAAAAAGAAAAGAAAGAAGAAGAGGAAAGAAUUGCUAAAGAAAAAGCAGAGAAAGAACGUUUAGAAAGAGAAAGAAAAGCAGAAGAAGAAAGGAAACAAAAGGAGCUGGAAGAACAGCAGAGACUAGAAAGAGAAAGAAAAGAAAAAGAAGAACAAGAAAAAGAAAGAAUUCGAAAGGAACAAGAAGAAAAAGAACGUUUAGAGAGAGAAAAGAAAUUAGAAGAAGAAAGACUUCUUAAAGAAAAAGAAGAACAAGAGAGAAAAGCUGAAGAAGAAAGAAAAGAAAAAGAACGUCUUGAAAAGCUUAAGAAAGAAGAGGAAGAACGAAUUGCAAGAGAAAAGAAAGCUGAAGAAGAAAAGAAACAAAAAGAACUGGAAGAACAGCAACGUUUGGAAAAAGAAAGAAAAGCAGAAGAAGAACGAAAGAGAAAAGAACAAGAAGAAAAAGAGAGAAGAGAAAAGGAAGAACAAGAAAAACUUGAGAGAGAAAAGAAAUUAGAAGAAGAAAGGAUACAAAAAGAAAAAGAAGAAAAAGAAAGAAAACAAAAAGAGGAAGAAGAAGAGAAAAACAGUAAAGAAAAAGAAGUAAGUUCUGAAUAUGAAGAUUCAGAAUCAUCUGUUUCUCUGCCAGUUGCAGUUAAGAGCAGAGAAAUUGAAGUAGAAGAUGAUGAUGAAGCUGCUCUUCUCGAUGAUCCAGGAAUGGAAGAUGAUGGAAAUGAAGAAGGAUACGAAGAAAAUUCUGAUUUUUAUGAUGAUGAUGACGAUGAUGACGAAGGACUUUCUGUUCUCACAAAAGUUGUUGAAGAACCACCUCCACAAACUAAAAAGGCUGCAAAAGAAUACUCCUCUGAUGAAUAUACAUCAAGUUAUACUGCAUCAGAGUCGGAGUACUCAUCUAGUUAUACUGACUAA
This is a messenger RNA of Trichomonas vaginalis G3, 4809 nucleotides long. Its product is annotated as RNA recognition motif-containing family. Gene Ontology annotation, biological process: negative regulation of canonical Wnt signaling pathway. Gene Ontology annotation, molecular function: protein binding. The transcript has a single exon. The coding region runs from base 1 to 4809 and encodes 1602 amino acids. The record is from RefSeq and is a predicted model, not a curated record. Lineage: Eukaryota; Parabasalia; Trichomonadida; Trichomonadidae. Gene Ontology annotation, cellular component: non-motile cilium; cytoskeleton.